AUGAAAAUCAAUGAGAGUAUCAUGGAAAAGCAGUUGGAAGGAAUUUGGGAUUACGCCGUAAGUUUUCUCAACCAAAAUGAUCUUCUAUCACUUGGACGCACUAAUACGCAUCUUCAUGAGAUCACACAGAGAAGUAUCUAUCGAAAAAUUGUAAUAUCCAAAGAUCCGGUUCUUAGGUCUCCAGAAUGGUUUUUGGACUGCGGGAGCACGUAUGUGGCUGGGUACCGUUCGCUGCGCAAAACAGCGGAUCAAAACGACCUGUUUUUGCAUGAUCGCAUCGUAAGAUUGACAGAAAGCCCCCAUUUGGGUCUGGUCGAAGAAUUGGUGAUUCAAGAUGAUGUUUUUGAGGACAAAGAGGCAGGACACAAGGUUCCCAAAGAGCUUUUGAACAAAUUAAUGGAUUUGGACCGUCUCAAAGUACUGGACGUGAGAGAUACCCAGCUUUCGUCUGAGAUUCGCUCGCGAUACCUGCAGCUUUCCAACUUACAGCAAUGCCAGGUGGUAAACAUCACGGAUCUCGGCCAAUUGAAAUCGCUCGAAAAAAUCAAGUCCAUGGAAUUACUUUUGACAAGUCCCGAUUUCGAUGCCUGUAGCUUAACAGAGGAAAUUAGAUUAUUUCUGGCGUCUAAUCUACAGGAAUUAGUGGUAGACGACUUGGAACACUCAGCCUUGCGAUUAUUUCAAUUUUUCCAUGACCAUAAUCUGUCGCUCAAAGCUGUCAGAUCCUUGAAAUUCAAUCAUGUGCACGGAAUUCACGAUUACAACAAGACCAUUCGAGAGCUGGUUGCGGACUUUCUGGCAAGCGUCUUUGACCUAGAGAAACUGGAGCGAUUGGAAUUCGAAGGUUCUUGCGAAGUGGAGGAUUGUAACUGCUUCCAAGAUUUCUUGAUGGAUUUGGCGCCGCAUCUCCGCAAUUUGCGAGAGCUCGGACUCAUAGAAAAGACAUUUAUCACUCAGGGGGACCAUUACACCGAGGAAAAUUGGGAUUUGGCAAUCAACAAAUUCAUUUUCCACUUGCCAGACGUUUCAAACACGCUUCAAAAACUUGCAAUUCGCCACAAUCCGCCUUUAAAUGGCAUCCAGAAAGAUUCCGUAGAAGGCAAUUACGUGAGGCGGCGUACCCUGUAUGACAACGUUUUGCCCAAACUUUUGAAUCUGCGGUCUCUUAUCGCACCCACGCUUCUCCGCUCUCUAUCGUCUUACGAAGUGCUUAUGUGCGAUAUGCUGUGGAACGGGUGCGAGUGCGAUGAUUGUUCCAGAGUUCUGCCGAUCAUCGAUCAGUUUAUCAUGAACCAUCAAUAUUAUUCUUCGCCAGAUGGUUGCUACAAGGAUAUUAUUCCAACAGUCUUUAUGUCUUACUCGGGAGACGCCAUAUCGCGACGUUUCAUCACAGAGACGGAUUGGGACCUAAAAACAUGGCAGACAUGUCCAGUGACCGCCAACUGGGACCUCCAUGGUUACGAAAACAUUCACCAUUUCCACGAUUAUGUGUGUCGGUUCGACGAAUCCGUUUACGUGGCGUUUACGAAAUGCGUCGCACAUUUCUUCAAUUCCUACAUGGAUCAUCUCGUCAACUAUCUACCACUUCUGCGAUCUUGCGUCCUGUCAGGUAUUUACUAUACCGUGGACGAUUCAAAUACAUACAAGUCUAUUUACGAUUAA
Molecule: messenger RNA, 1662 nt
Organism: Lachancea sp. 'fantastica'
Lineage: Eukaryota; Fungi; Ascomycota; Saccharomycetes; Saccharomycetales; Saccharomycetaceae
Source: the annotation of a GenBank genome assembly